AUGAGCCCUUGCUCUGCGCCUCAGGCACAGCAGAUAUUCCUCAGUCCUGGUGGGAGUGUUGGAGGCUCCGCAGCAACCUGUCGACUGUCGAACACGUGUGACACUACCACCUGUGUUGAUAUACUAUCUGUGUGUGUGUGUCUGUGUGUGUGUGUGUGUGUGGGUGGGUGGGUGGGUGUGGGUGGGAGCAGUGCCUCAGACCAAACACUUCAGCAGGAUGACUCAACCCUAUCGCCUGAACUUCUCGUGGCAACACGGUGCCCUCAAGCCAUGAACGAGCUCGCCCCACUCCUGCUGUUCCUGCUGCUGACGCCUGGCCAUGCUGGCGCCGCUCGGCCCAACGGAUGCCUCGCUGACACUUCUAUCUCGAACACUGGUCUGGUGGCGGACGUCACCAACGAAGAUUCAAGAACGACAGCAGUCAAUAUAACCCGGUACGUGCACAUCAAACAAGGCUUCCAGGGCGUCACUCUCGAGGUGGAGACGCUUCAACAUGACGUGAAUUAUCGCCAAGAGACCUUGCAGUUCCAAUUGCCGGCUAGGUGCUUUCAGUGCGAGGCAAGGUGGUGGGGGGUGUGGGUGAAGGCGAAGUUGCUGGAACCUGAAAGAGGCAUAGGGGUCUUCUUCUAUAGUGAACUUGAACUGCAGGUGAGAACUGGCGAGUGUAUUUUGCCAUGUCGCAUUGCUGAUAAAUACAGAGGCAUUCGCAGGCUCCAAGUCUCUGGUCACGGCCCCUCGGAGUGGAGAAAUGACCAACCAGAGGAAGGCUGCGGCACCGUCAAGAAGUGGAAGGAAGGACCAUCCCAAGACAUCCGUUUUUGCAUGGAUGUGUCAUCCUUGGACGCUAACACCCCAAAGCCUGACACCAGCAAGAAAGGAAAGCAAUCCAAUCGUGCCCGCACACCCACUCCCGCGUCCACAUCCUCUGCCAAAUCCACAUGCUCUGCCAAACCCACAACCUCUGCCAAACCCACAUCCAUUGAAACGCCCACUCCCACUGAAACGCCCACACCAACCGCCACGCCCACACCCCGUGCUACCAAAAUAAAAAAAGCCAUUCUUAUUUAAAGAAGCGCCUGUGAAAUAUUUGGUGGCGGUGGCGAUGGGGACAGGUGUGGUGGUGGUGGUGGUAGUAGUGGUGGUGGUGUUGAAGAGGCGGAGGCGGCGUGAUGAGGAGACAACUGAUGAUGUAACAAUGAGACCACAGAACACUGAUGAGCCAACACGCCCAGAAAACGUCUCGAUCAACAACAGCCUGUAUGAACCUGUAGGCAGGCGAGGAUCCAAGAACAGCCUGUAUGAACCCCUAGACAGCCAGGCACCCACCAUCAGACAGCAGGAGCCUCUAGAUAGCCAGGCACCCACUAGCAGACAGCAGGAGCCUCUAGAUAGCCAGGCACCCACUAGCAGACAGCAGGAGCCUCUAGAUAGCCAGGCACCCACUAGCAGACAGCAGGAGCCUCUAGAUAGCCAGGCACCCACCAACAGACAGCAGGAGCUUCUGGACAGCCUGGCACCCACCAACAGACAGCAGGAGCCUCUGGACAGCCAGGCACCCACCAACAGACAGCAGGAGCCUCUGGACAGCCAGGCACCCACCAACAGACAGGGACAGACAAGGAUCCGAAAACAGUCUGUAUGAAGCUUUUGAAAACACUCGACCUCCCACAUUGAGUGACUGAUUGACCGGUUGUCUGAUAUUUUGAUUGAUUGACUGGCUGAAGGAUCCUCAGUGUAAUAUCAGUUUUUGUAAACCAAAGUAUAUUUAUGUACUUUCCAUAACACCAUUGUAAAUAUGAUGCUGUUAAGAGUGUUAUUGUUGUGUGUGUGUGUGUGUGUGUGUGUGUGUGUGUGUGUGCGAGCACCUCAGCAACGGAAAUGCAUUAAAUUCUGAACACACACACACACACACACACACACACAUAAAAGCUAUCAUUUACAUCCCUAAUCAUAAGUUAUUCUUUAAUAUUUCAUACUGAUGAUUCUGGCACUGGGGAAUAACCAGUUUUAGCAGUAAGAUGUUAAUCUCAUAUAUUGUACUUUAAUCUCAAGUAUAAUCCCUGUGAACAGUCCUUUCAAGGUGGGACACUCUUUUUCUGCUCUCUUUAGUGUAUUCCUUCAGUAUUAAGUCUUCUGGGAAUAGAUAAAUUCAAAGGAGAUCUGAAGAGUUAAGACUGAGGAUUUAAGACUGAAGGAAGAUUCAGAACACAGUGCAAGUGAGUGUACCAGAUUACAGGACCCUCUGACCAUGAUUGUGGUAUUGUACUUGUAUAUUCUCAUCCCUUUCAGUACCAGAGACCCUUUCCAGGCUCCAUAAACACCCCUUGCAUUAGCCAGGAAAAAGAAGAAAUUGAGGCAUAAUGAUGUAGCAAAGGAUGCGUAUCAUGUAUCAUAUAACAUGGGUUUUCAAGAGUGCUUUUACGGUUUUAGUGACUGGUUAACAAGAUUUCUACAUUAUUAGCAGGAGAAACACUCGUGAGAAAUCGGCAAAUCAUUCCUGAAGCCUCUGAGAACAGUGUUGGUGAGAGGGCAAAGCGUUUCAGAAUACGGGCCAGGGCUGCAUCCUCAUACACUGGUAACCUGCCCGUCCGAACCCGUCUGUGUAUUGGGCUUCAGGAAAACUUAUCACUUCUAAUAACAUAAGGGCAGUAUUUAUCAUUUUAUUAGCUGAAACUCAAACCUGCUAUAACGGUAUUUGUCAUUGCUGUAUGUAUAUAUAUUACUAAUAGGAAUACUGAUUAUUAUUAUUAUCAUUAUUAUCAUUAUUAUUAUUGUCAUGCAUGCAGGGAUUCAGACAGGUAGGUUGCAAGAGUACGAUAAUGUAGCCUUCAGAUCUCUUGGCCACGACCGUAGUGAUGAGUUUUAAUACCUUCGCUACGACCAGUAUCAUCUUAGGUUUUAUCCAGUUUUGUAAUGGCAUCAGGGAUAGAAUUCAACCCAUCUCGUGGUACUGAAAGGGUUAGAUUCCAUGACAUGACCCUGCCACCCAAGCUUACGUAACUUUACAGAAUCACGAUGAGGGAAAUCUUCAGUCAUGUGCAAUGUGUCCCUUAAUUUGUGGCUCAGUCCUCCUCUCAGUGCUACACUACAGGGUGACCCAAACGUCUGGACAUAUAGGGAAAAAUGUAUUUCUUAUUCAUUUUUAUCAUGUAAUUUCUGCCUGUAUAAACACUCCUUGCAUCCACUCAGUAGUACCAAGUCAAUUUGUUCUUUUUUUCGACGAACCCAUAUUCGAUCUGAAAAAAAAGAAUGUGAUAUUACUGAUGUGUCCAGCUUUUGGGUCAUCCAGUAUUCCGAGCAACACAAUCUUAAGGUCUUACUGGGUUGAUCUUUCCUCCUUCUACUCACCAUCUUAGAAGAACGAUCACUUUUGCGAGUUUCUGAGUCAGCGUUACAGUUUUUUGCCGGGCAAGGUUCGUCAGGGAAUGGAAAUAAAAUGAGCUUUAGGUUCGCUUUCUUAAAUGCUUCGUUCUAUUGUGACUCUCUGCAAAGGUCAGCAAGAUAUUUGUGUUAUUUUCAAUAUUUUGAUUCUUACUGUCAUGUACAAUCGUUGUUAAAUUACCACUUGAAUCGUGAAAGCCCCAAAUAUUUUCCACUACUCCCAGUUAAGUGUAAUAAAAGAGGAUUAGGAAAUGAUUAGGAAUAAGUUCUUUGGUCUUACAAGGGUGCAAUCUAAUCAUAUUGUCCUUCACUCACUAGCCUUACUUGCUCCAUUACAUAGCCCUAUCUGUGUUGCCUGAUACAAACAAUUGAAAAUAAACUGGUAACUUUCAA
Messenger RNA from Scylla paramamosain (green mud crab), 3774 nucleotides. RefSeq lists its product as uncharacterized. Lineage: Eukaryota; Metazoa; Arthropoda; Malacostraca; Decapoda; Portunidae. The transcript has 2 exons. Bases 1 to 1068 code for a protein of 355 amino acids. The record is from RefSeq and is a predicted model, not a curated record.